Penicillium taxi is the source of this 336-nucleotide messenger RNA. RefSeq lists its product as uncharacterized. Lineage: Eukaryota; Fungi; Ascomycota; Eurotiomycetes; Eurotiales; Aspergillaceae. The coding region runs from base 1 to 336 and encodes 111 amino acids. The record is from RefSeq and is a predicted model, not a curated record. The transcript has a single exon.
AUGAUUUCGUCUUUCCCUAUCUGCCGUAAGCGUAAAUGCUGCGAUUCUCUCGUCUCUGACGAGCCCACCGUCAAACGUCGCCUGGUGCUAGUCACCUCGAUCAUUGGAUCUUCUACCCUGCUGCUCACUACUACUACCACCAUUCCAGCCAUUGCUUUUAUCCCAAUUAUGAAGCUGAUGCACCAAACAAUCACUGGCCAGAUUGCUCUCGAGCUUCUCAUGAAGCACGAGGAGCUGCGAAAGAUUGAGACAGAUACUAUGGCGUAUUGGCCGCUCUGGUCGACCGUCUGCAGAAUGACGCGGAGAAUAUCGUACCAGCCACCGAAGAAGUGGUGA